AUGGUGGCUGCCGCGGCGGCGGCCACCGCGCCAGAUCCGGCCCACCCCUCGCGCCCGCCGCUCACGCCGGCGCUCGACAAGCCCAACUCCGCCGCCGCGCGGAGGAACUCGCAGCGCUCCAACAAGCCCGUCUCCUCGAGGUACCUGUCCGCCGCCGCCGCGUCCCCGGCCUCAUCCACGUCGUCGUCUUCCUCGUCCUCGUCCCGCCGCUCCCUCUCCGCGCAGCGCACCCGGGCGUCUACUCCUCCGCCGCAGCACUCCACGUCGCCCACCACCACCACCGCGUCGGCGUCGGCGCCGGCCGCGGCCGCGGCAGCAUCCGCCACUGCGACCACGAUGCGGAGCCUCUCCGUGUCGUUCCAGGGGGAGUCCUUCUUCUACAAGACGUCGCGCGCCCCGCGGGCCUCGUCGCCGUCCUCACCUGCCGCGCGCCGCGGGCCCACGCCGGAGCGCAGGAAGAGCGUCUCCUCCGUGCCGGAGGCCGAGAACGCGCGGCCGUCGGGACGAUGGCCGGCGGCGAAGCCCAAGGCGUCGGACCCGCUCGCGCGCAGCCUUGACUGCAGCCUCGACCGCAAGGACUCCAUCCUCGCCGCCGUUCACCUCCUCCGCCGCUCUAUGGCCUUCGACUCCACCACAUCCUUCUCGCCGUCCGACCCGGCAGUUGCAGCCGCUCCAGACCUCUCCGCGUCCUCCGACACCGACAGCGUCUCGUCUGGUAGCAACUCGGGCGCCGGUGAUCCCCCGCGACGCGGCAUCAGCGUGCCGGCGAGGUUCUGGCAGGAAACCAACAGCCGCCUGCGCCGGCUUCCAGAGCCCGGGCUGCUGCUACCGUCGUCUGGCCGGAGGUCGUUUUCAGACAGCCCAAUGUCACCGAGGCUGCCGGGCCGGUCCCCAUCUCCAUGCCGUGGAAGCAGGGGUGCCGCGAGUCCAUCAAGAGGGCGCAGUGGGGAGGCGUCGCCAAAUGGGCAUAUGGUGCAGGCUCCAGCAAAUGCGCCAUCUAUCAUCAGCUUUGCGGCAGAGGUGAGAAGGGCGAAAAGGGGGGAGAACAGAAUUGAGGAGGCGCACCGAUUGCGCCUGCUGGACAAUCGGCAUUUGCAGUGGCGAUGCAUCAAUGCUCGGACAGAUGCGACGCUACUGGUUCAGAGCUUCACUGCUGAGAAAACCCUUCACAGUGCAUGGAAAGAAAUAUCAAGAUUGCGUGACAAUAUGUCAUAUCUAGAGGACUGGUCUCAUAUCGAAAAACAUCAUUCAAGUGCUUUAUCAGCAGCAAUCAAAGCUCUGAAGGCUAGUACUCUUCGUCUUCCAGUUGUUGAUGGUGCAAAGGCUGAUGCGCAAGCUGUGAAGGAAGCAGUUAAUUCAGCAGUGGAUGUAAUGCACACAACGACAUCCUCGAUAUGUAAUUUGUUGUCUAAGGUCGAGGGAACAAGCUCUGUGGUGUCUGAGCUUGCCAAACUUGCAACACAAGAACAAAUGUUGUUGGACCAAUCAAAGGAUCUCUUGUCCACGGUUGCAGCAAUACAUGUAAAGACAUCUUCUAUGGUCAUUCUUACUCAAUUUCCUUAA
Messenger RNA from Miscanthus lutarioriparius, 1563 nucleotides. Lineage: Eukaryota; Viridiplantae; Streptophyta; Magnoliopsida; Poales; Poaceae. The record is from the annotation of a GenBank genome assembly.